AUGUAUCGGAAUGCCAUUAUACCACAGACGGGCCCUGCAAUGCCGCCUCGGGUGCCUCCGCCUCGGCAGAGGCAUGGGGCACCAUCCGGACCGUGGCCUUUUCUAGAUAUCGACGACGAGGUCGAUCGAGUGCGCAUUGAAGAUCCCUACAGCCAUCUCCCUCUGUCAGCAGAAGCAUGCGCCCAUGCACAGACCCCCACGCAAGAAGUGUGCUGGUGCAAAUACCCCCAGUCUAUGUAUCCGAACUGGACGAAGCAACAGCAAAAGAAGAGUCGUAUUUCGAGGAUCAUCGAUAAGAGGCUAGAGACGUCUACAAUACACUAUCUGGAUGUUAUGGAGGACGGGAUGUUUACCAGCCGAGGAGAGAGGGAGGUUAGCCCGACCACCCAGGACAGACGCUGGCUUGCUAUCCAGAAAGGCCGGCCCUCGGGAGUACGCGUUCGUGUCCUCUUCGUUGACAAUCUGUCAGGGCCAGUGCUGCAAAUGCUCGGAACAAGAUACAACAUCGAACCUUUCUUCUUCUCCUCUACCAUCGGCUGGAUACCGGCACGAUAUCAAAGCCAUGUCAUUCCUAAGCAGUCAGAUCAUAUCACAAUUACUCUCAGUUUCAUUCGUUCCAUCCAGACCCCGACCACAGUCCCGCCCAGUCCCAACUUAAGUUAUGAAAGUGUCUUCAGUCGGGCAACAAACCGUGCCCCGGACCUCAUCAUCGACACACAGGCGCCUCUCCCCCUUCGAUCCAACGGUAUCCUCCUCCUUCCUGACCUACUGGCUUUGCAUAUGGUCCGUUCGGCCAAGGGAAAUACCAUCAUCUCCCUCCAUUCUGAGCCGGAGCAUCGUGGCACAACUGCUGAAUCCCUUCACCAACGAGUACAAUUUACUGGUCGAUCUGUAUAUUGGAGCAACAUAUUUAGAGACACCACCGACCCUACCUUUAUCUUCUUAAGCUUUCUUUGGUAUGCUCUCUAUGCAUGGGACGAAACUUUGGAACGGCUAUAUAGCCACAUAUGCUUCUUGGAAACGCAAGUUAUCGCUACUGAUGAUAUCCAGAUGACGCAUGAGCUGCAUGUUGUUCGUGCACACCUCUUGCACUACGAAUCUUUGUUGCAUGACUUCAAGAAAACUGUAACGUUUGUUAUGGACACCCCAAACCCGAGGAUGUUGGCUGGGUCGGAGGAGGACAAAGCGCGAAGCGCAGAAAUUAUGCAGAGGGAAUGCAAAACAUUGUUAACGGAGAUCAAUCGCCUCCAAGUCAGUCGCAACAUGCAGGAUAAGAGGUUGAAAAAUGUCAUGAACCUGGGAUUUAGUCGUGUUGCCAUCGAGGAUAGUCGAAGGAUGCAAAGACUGACCGAGGCAGCAGUGAAAGAUAGUGCAGCUCUGAAGCAGAUUUCGUACCUCACGAUGGCCUUUAUACCCGCUUCUUUUGUUGCUGCUGUCUUUGGGAUGAACGUCACUAUUAUCAACCCCGAAUCCUUCGCAACUCUGCCUCAAUACGUUGUGGCAGCCAUAUCUCUUACCCUUCUGACCAUUUGGAUAAUUGUCGCGUACCAGAUCCAGAUCAAGGCCCCUCCUCCCACCUCAGCAGACGCCGACGAGAAGGAUGGAGGAGAAAAGUCUGAACAAGCCUCUGAAUAUACAUAUCACGGAUUUGGCAAGUCCAGGGAAGAGACGACGGAGAGGUUUAUGAAGCUGGAUCUUUGGGGAAGACUGGGGUGGCCCGUCCUUUUGUUAUUCUCGUUCCUGGAGAGAAGGAAAUGGUUCAAGGAGAGGCGUGCGAGGCUGGGGGUUCAGAAGUGA
Cyclocybe aegerita is the source of this 1797-nucleotide messenger RNA. The record is from the annotation of a GenBank genome assembly. NCBI's taxonomy places the organism in Eukaryota, Fungi, Basidiomycota, Agaricomycetes, Agaricales, Hemipholiotaceae.